AUGCCCGGCACAAGAUCACUCAAGCAGACCGACUCCUUCAACUCGUCCGGGGCGACCAUCAUGCCCGAAGUCGUCUCCCGCACCGACUCGCGCACCCACGGAUCAAGAUCCGGAUCCGGCUCCGGGUCUGGGUUCGGCGGGAACAGUAUCCGGAUGCUGUCUUCCCAGGACUCGGUGUCGCGGGAGUUCGACGCGGCUCUUGGUGCGGGAGAUGAUGGGAUGAUCAGGCUGCUUCAGGGACAGAGCAACUCGGGCCAAUGGGACUUCAAGUCUGACUUUCUGCGCGAGCUCAACCUCCCCGACGAUUCCCCCCACCUCGACCUCCCAGCCGACGGCUCAUUUCACUUUGACCCGACCAUGCUCUCCGCGGAUCCAGCCGCGCACUCCAUCACCGACGACCUCGCAUACCCACAACCCACGACCUCUCCCACCAACUUCCAGAACCUCAAACUGGAGACCUCCGCCUCGCCUUUUGCCCCAUCCCCGUCUCUCGUCCCCGACUUCCGCCCGGCCUCGGCACAUUCGUUUCACUCCAACCACUCGGCCCUCUCGGUCCACUCGGUCCAUUCGCAGUCGCACUCGUACCAUUCCCGAGGCGGGACCCACCGCGACAGCAUCUCGGGCAGCGAGUACUCGUGCUCCGCCACGGAUGUUUCAGAGGACCAGGACGUGCCCAUGACGUCGGUGACGGGGACGGGUCUGGGGCAAGGCGACGCGCUCACCGAGCUGAACCUCGCGGGCAUGGAGCUCGGCGAGGGCGCGACGAUGCAGUGGGCGGCGUACGAGGCUGUGAGGAGGCAAGUGGACGGGGUCAGUCCGGCGGUCAUUGGGCUGGGACACGCGGGUGUCAAUGGCCAAGGGCAAGGGCAGGCGCAAGGGCUAGGGACAGGGCAAGGGGGAAGACUCGGUCCGAUCAGAGGUGUUGGCAGUGGCGGCGGUGGUGGGGACGAUGACAAGAAGCGAUUCGAUCGGCUUGAGCACCGCCGAUCGAUCAACCGCAGAUCCGCCCAAAAGCACCGCGCUCGAAGGAAGGAAGAACUCGAGACCCUCACGCAGACCAUCGCCGAGCGCGAUUCCCGGAUCGCAUUCCUCGAAAAGGAGCUGGCCGUGGAGAAGGCAAAAUUCCAGCAGAUGGUCGGGUUCAUCAAGGAUCAUACGGUGGUUGGCGCGAGGUUCGCGCAGAGUCAAGCGGCGCAGGCGCAAGCGGCUCAGGGACAAGCGCAAGCGCAGGGUCAAAGUGGGGGACGAAUGGGCGAUAAUGGGAGUGCGGCGCAGGGUGGAGCGGCGGUCGGCAGGGAAGGGAAACGGAGAAGUGCGAGAUUGGGCGAUCCUGGCCCGUGAGACGUGUGA
Messenger RNA from Saitozyma sp. JCM 24511, 1350 nucleotides. The record is from the annotation of a GenBank genome assembly. NCBI's taxonomy places the organism in Eukaryota, Fungi, Basidiomycota, Tremellomycetes, Tremellales, Trimorphomycetaceae.